AUGUUCACUACUUCCAUACAAAUCAUCACUGUGAUUACAAUUUUAACUUUCCCAGCCAUUUCCGGGAAUGCACUUUCACGAGGAUCGAAGGUAAAAGAACCGAAAGAGCCAGGAUUUUGUUUAGGUGCAUUUAAUUUCUGUGCUGAAGGCUACACAUGCAAAAAAAUAAAGUGUGUUGAAGAAGAAGGCCAAAAAAUUAAAGGUAAAAGCAUUGGUCCAUGUCUCCGAGGCUUAUGUCCAAGCAAUUCCAUAUGUUACCCCAGGAAUAAUAGAUGCUACUUGACAGAAUAA
This is a messenger RNA of Brugia malayi, 291 nucleotides long. RefSeq lists its product as uncharacterized. The coding region runs from base 1 to 291 and encodes 96 amino acids. The transcript is spliced from 3 exons. NCBI's taxonomy places the organism in Eukaryota, Metazoa, Nematoda, Chromadorea, Rhabditida, Onchocercidae. The record is from RefSeq and is a predicted model, not a curated record.